GCGCGGGCAGCGGCGAGCGGCGGCGCGGCCCCGCUGGACGGCGCGUCCCGCCGCGGCGCAGGAAAAGAGGUUCCCGGCGGCGCCUCGGGCUCGAAGCCUCCCCGGGGCCGAUCCGGUGGGACGGGGUGGCCGGAGCAGGGGGAGAAUGAAGCGGUGACGACUCCGGACAGAAGCCUGGGCACCUCCGAGCGGGCCUCACCUGUGCACCAGAGCCCCCCGAGCCUCCAGCCGUGCCCGCAGCCCCUGCCCCAGGCGGGAUGAACAUGGUAAAGAGCCCGGAGCCGCUGCCGCAGCGGUUGGCGGGGAUGGUGGCUGUCCGGGAGACGUCUCCAGCCUGGUCUGCGCUGGGAGAGGAGGGGCCGGCGACCAUGAAAAAGGAGAAGAGCCACGGGCAGGAUGAGGCAGACUGUAGGACAAAGCUGAUCCUCAUCAACGGGGACAAAGCACCUAGCGUUGUCCUGGAGGCCAAUGGGAAGCCCAGCACUCCAGGUUCCAGGGGCCUGGGGCUGCUGCCCCUGAAGAAGGAGAAGGAGAGCAAUGGAGACCUCUCCAAGGGGGACCUGGCCUGGCCACUGGAUCUGCCAGUGCAGAGAGCAGGGCGGACCCGGCAGGAGACGCGGCUCAAGGACCCAGCCCGCAGCGUGGAGCCUCUCAGGGAGCUGCCAACGCCCCUGCGGAGCUCCAGGCGUCGCUCUGCCGUGCCCACGCCCAUGACCAUCGACCUGACGGAGGAGGACUCGCAGGACUCAUCCCAGAGCAGCAGCACACUCUCGGGGAGCAGCUCCCAGGAGGGCCAGAACGGCUCUGCUGACCUGGGGGCCGAGGAGGCAGAGAGCGGAGACAUGGGCAUGGCACUGGAGUACCAGGAUGGGAAGGAGUUUGGAAUUGGGGAGCUUGUCUGGGGGAAGAUCAAAGGUUUUUCCUGGUGGCCUGCGAUCGUCGUGUCCCACAGAGCCACGGCCAAGCGCCAGGCCGUGUCGGGCAUGCGCUGGGUGCAGUGGUUUGGAGACGGGAAGUUCUCUGAGGUUUCUGCAGACAAACUGGUGGGACUGAUGGCCUUCAGGCAGCAUUUCAAUUCCUCCACGUUCAACAAGCUGGUGUCCUACCGCCGUGCCAUUUACCACGCUCUGGAGGUGGCCCGGAGCCGGUCGGGGAAGACGUUUACAACAGGCCCCAGGGAAUCUCUGGAGGAGCAGCUGAAGCCCAUGAUCGACUGGGCAAUCACUGGCUUCAAGCCCCUGGGGCUGAAGGGACUGCGGCCACCCAAAGGCUCAGAGAAUGGGGUGCUGAGGAAUGGCACAGAGGAGGUGGUGUCCCUUGAGCAGUGUCCCCCCACCAAGAGGCUGAAGACCUACCCCUGCAACAGCAGCAAGGAGCAGCGUGUGGAAGAGGACCAGACCCGAGAGCAAAUGGUUUCUGACGUUACGAACAACAGCGGGAACCUGGAAGAUAGCUGUUUGUCCUGCGGGAGGAGGAACCCGGCCACCUUCCACCCACUGUUCAAGGGGGGCCUCUGCCAGACAUGCAGGGAUAGAUUCCUGGAGUACUUCUACAUGUAUGAUGAAGAUGGGUACCAGUCCUACUGCACCGUCUGCUGCGCAGGCAAGGAGCUGCUGCUCUGCAGCAAUGCCAGCUGCUGCAGGUGCUUCUGUGUGGAGUGUCUGGACGUGCUGGUGGGGCGAGGGACGUCAGCCAGAGUGAAGGAGCAGGAGCCCUGGAACUGCUACAUGUGCCAGCCCCAGCAGAACCGUGGCGUGCUGCAGCGCCGGCAGGACUGGAAUGCUCGCCUGCAGGACUUCUUCACCAGUGACAAGGGACAGGAAUAUGCUGCACCCAAAAUCUACCCAACAGUUCCUCCAGCGAAGAGGAGACCAAUUCGAGUGCUCUCGUUGUUCGAUGGGGUGACAACAGGACAUCCAGGAGCGGCCACAUCGAGCGGUGCUGACGAGGGAGACUUGGAGGCUAAAGAGAGCAGUGCCACCUCAGACCUCUGUCCGUUGGCAGGGUACACGGUGCUGAAGGACUUGGGCAUCCAGGUGGAGAAGUACAUUGCCUCAGAGAUCUGUGAGAACCCCAUGGCCGCGGGCAAAGUGCGGCCUGAGGGCAACAUCACCUACGUGCGCGAUGUCAGGAACAUAACCAAGAGAAAUAUUGAGGAGUGGGGUCCUUUUGACCUGGUCAUCGGUGGAAGCCCCUGUGAUGAUGUCUCCCUUGUCAAUCCAACCAGGAAGGCUCUGUUUGAAGGAACUGGCAGGCUGUUCUUCGAGUUCUACCACCUGCUCAACUACGCCCGUCCCAAGGCAGGCGAGGAGCGGCCUUUCUUCUGGAUGUUUGAGAACGUGGUGGCCAUGAGGAUCAACGACAAGAGGGACAUUUCCCGGUUUCUGGAGUGUAACCCAGUUAUGAUUGAUGCAAUCAAGAUAUCAGCUGCCCACAGAGCUCGUUACUUCUGGGGCAACCUCCCUGGGAUGGACAGGAUCUUUGGCUUCCCCCUGCCCUACACGGAUGUCUCCAACAUGGGCCGCGGGACUCGCCAGAAGCUGCUGGGGGGCUCGUGGAGUGUCCCUGUCAUCCGGCACCUCUUCUCCCCACUCAAGGAUUACUUUGCCUGUGAAUAGCAAACUGGAGCGCCCCUCGUCUCUCUGGUAACGAUGCACAGCACCGCUGCUGUGGCGGGAGAGGGACGGGCAUGGCCCCCGGGCUGCCAGGGCCUGUCCCUCCCCGGGGACAGCCUGGGAGAGCCGAGGAAUGUCUGUAACCAAAGAACCUGGCAGGGCAACUUCUGUAAAGGGACUAACAGAGAUCCCUAGUAGGAAAUGAUGGACACGAAGCUUUAAUUAGCCAGCACACGAAGCUCUAUGCAUCGCUGAUGAGAUGGGAGUCUCAUCCUCCAGAGCAUUAUUCCUGUUUAGCCUGGAGCUGGGAAGUCUCCACUUGCUGAGCAGCCAGUGUGCGGGCAGCUGCUGGGGAGCUGCAGGCAAACCUGAACUACAGUGAAUUGGUGCUUUUCCUAAACAAACAAAACCUCUUGAAGUUACUGCCAAAAACCCCCAAACCGUAGCAGCAGGUGUAAGGGACCCUGCUCAGGUUACACACUGAACACGGGAUCAAGAAACCAAAUCUUUUUUGUUUUUAUUUUUUUUUGAUAAAAUUUAAUUUUGUUGUUUUGAUGUCUGUUGCUGCUUU
Zonotrichia leucophrys gambelii is the source of this 3186-nucleotide messenger RNA. It is a transcript of the gene DNMT3B, whose product is annotated as DNA methyltransferase 3 beta. NCBI's taxonomy places the organism in Eukaryota, Metazoa, Chordata, Aves, Passeriformes, Passerellidae. Gene Ontology annotation, molecular function: DNA binding; DNA (cytosine-5-)-methyltransferase activity, acting on CpG substrates. Gene Ontology annotation, biological process: negative regulation of transcription by RNA polymerase II. The coding region runs from base 258 to 2618 and encodes 786 amino acids. Gene Ontology annotation, cellular component: nucleus. The record is from RefSeq and is a predicted model, not a curated record. The transcript has 21 exons.